CGUCAAAAAAUUGACCGUCGUGAAACAGUUGCCAUUAUCGAGCCUAGCCCUUCCGCUGGAUAUACGAAACGAAACGAGACAAGUAUUCGUCCUCGACGAAGCAUUUCAUGCCCACAACUUGGACUCAAUUUACGAAUAUACCACGAGAUAUUUCGACGUGCCAUGUCGAUGCGAAAUCAGGAAAACUCAACUGAUCCGACUGAUUCAGAAGCUGAAGAGGACGAUGCUGAUGAGGAUGAGUUGGAUUAUCCGGUCACACCCAGAACUGGUAAACGGAGCAGCACGCAACAGAGAACAAAUAACUCUGAAGUGUCAGGAAAUCCAUCUUCGCCGAAAUCUGAAAAGAGUGAAGAAGCUGAAGGAAUUGUGCAACGUGAAGAAAUAAAAUUUGCGGAACGUAUGAUGCGAAAUAGCAGUCCUUUGACAGCAGCCGAUUACAUGGUGGAGAAACGGUUGCAAAUGAGGGUUCUUGGACAGAAACGUCAACAACAUCAGCAGUGCGGUUUGGUAAACGGAGAUGCAACCAGUCGAACCAUCAUUAGAUCUCGUGCUGUUGCAGUCCCUGAUCAUUCUAUCCCGUCAGCUUUUCCAUCACCUCCUACAGAUAGUGUUCAUACUCGAACGCCGAUCGACGACGAACCGAACAAUGCUGAGGAUAUGUCAGGAAGACUGGAGCGGGUUGCACUGAACGAGGUUGAUGAUGCACGAUCUACGCCUACCACUCACGCUUCAGAGGACUUUGAUGAAGACGACAACGCGUCCACAAUACUGCUCGACCAGUAUCUGCCAAUUCUAGCAGCGUAUUUCGCGCAAUGCCUUGUUGUGAUCUACAUUCAAAAAUUGCAAUUAGCUGUUCACUUGGCUUGCAUUCCUGUUGAAUAUCCACAUUUGUGA
This is a messenger RNA of Anisakis simplex (herring worm), 894 nucleotides long. The record is from the annotation of a GenBank genome assembly. NCBI's taxonomy places the organism in Eukaryota, Metazoa, Nematoda, Chromadorea, Rhabditida, Anisakidae.